AUGAGUUCCAAAAGUGGUCGAAAUACUUUACGGAUGCCUUCCCUGAUAAUCCAAAAGAGGCCGCUGGUUAUAUGGUGUCGAUAUUGGCAACAAAAACACGAGGUCCAAUUGGUCGAGUCCAUUCCCAAAACCAAAGUUGUCGACGGCAAAUUAGCUGUUGGUGAUCUAUUCGAAGUCGCGCUGAUAAACUAUCUCGUCAUUGCUAAGGGUAAUGAGAAAUCCGAGCUGUUUGCUGAUCGUCUUGAAGAAUCACUGCUGAAGCUUAUUGGAAAACUGAAGGCAGACGACAGCUCAAGGUUAAUUAGUGAGCGACUAGAAAGCAGAGUCCGUGGUGCUGGCAUCAGCAAAAACAAAGAGAGACUUGUUAAUGUACAACCAGUGCAGAAUUUGUCCUCUCAACCAAAGGUAAUUAUCAAGCCGUAUAAUCCGUUGAUUUUCAACCUUAACCAACAUGAAAAAGCAGCAUUUCGUUUGUUAAAGGAUGUCGGACUUGACAAAGUGGACACGGAUAUCUUCAACAGCCAAAAGUUCAGAGUCUGGUCGAACCAAAUUAAGUCUCACUUCCCAUUUGAAAAAGACGAAGGUGCUAGUAUCAUGUUGACGACAUUGGCGAAACUUUACUUGGAAAAACUGGCCAAGUCCAUUCCGACUACUGAGCUCAAAGACGGCAAAUUGUCUUUUGGCGAUCACUUUGAAGUCGCACUUAAGAACUAUAUCGCCAAUGCUAAGGGAAAUGCAGAGUUUGAUCCUAUUGCUGAUCGUCUUGAAGAAGCACUGCUUGCUCUCAUUGUACGACUGAAGGAAGACGAGGAGUCAAAGACCAUUGCUGAUCGAUUAGAACAUUUAGACAAUGGUGAUCUCAUCAGCAACAGCAAGAAAAAAGUGGGUAACGUUGAUAAUGUACAACCAGUGCAGACAUUUUCUUCUCAACACAAGGUUAUAAGCAAGCCAGUUAUUUCGUUGACUCCCGGUCUAAGCUAUAACGAGGCUUCAGCUUUUGCACUUCUCAAGAAUGUCGGACUUGACAAGGUAGAGACGGACAUUUUCAACAGCGACCAGUUCCAAAAGUGGUUGGAACAAAUGGAGAUAAUGUUCUCCAGACCAGAAAAAAGGGCUGAAGUUAUGUUGACGACAUUGGCGAAAUCUGACAAUAAAAAAUUCGUGGCCUCCAUUCCAACUACUAAGUUUGAAGACGACAAAUUGGCUUUUGGCGAUCACUUUAAAGAAGCACUGAUGGACUUCAUCGCCAAAGGUGCGGAUGUUGAGUAUGUAAAAGAUUCUUACAAAUCUCUUAAAAAAUCAGUGCUCGAACUCAUCAAUAAUUUGAAGAGUGGGGAGCAUUCUUCGUUUGGUGAGAUUUUAGAAGGUGAAUUUCUUUUUACUCAGCUCAGCAAGAACAUGGAAGGUCUUUUUGACAUUCUUGACGAUUUGAGCGUGCAGAAAUGGUAUUUUUCCAUGGAAACAAAAAAUAGAAAAGAAGCCUUAGAAGUCCUAGACCGCAGGUUGAAACUGCAAAAGAUCAACAGCAAACGAAUUGGUGAAGUGAUCGGCCAAGAUCGUGACAAUUUCACGAAAAAUGUUUUCAAUGAUUUGGUAGUAUACAAGCGUUGGUCACAAUUUGAUAUGUCACAGUUAUAG
Plasmopara halstedii is the source of this 1638-nucleotide messenger RNA. RefSeq lists its product as uncharacterized. The transcript has a single exon. The coding region runs from base 1 to 1638 and encodes 545 amino acids. NCBI's taxonomy places the organism in Eukaryota, Oomycota, Peronosporomycetes, Peronosporales, Peronosporaceae. The record is from RefSeq and is a predicted model, not a curated record.